AUGAACUCAUCGCUCAAGAAUGUCAAUUUUAUACGAGUAGCGGUCGAAAUUUUGAGGAAUAACCAUGUAAAUUUUCUGAUUACUUCGUUUUUUAUACUUCUUGCCGCAUAUCUCACUGUUCUGGCAGCAUUCGGUCGGGACUUCUAUGUUCAGGGCGUAACACUGGGUCUUGGUUUUGUAACAGCUGCUAUUGAAAGCGCUGUGAUUGUUUUAGCUGCUAUCUAUAUCUUCGGAUGAGUUUUUGAGAAAAUGAUUCAUGCGGAUAAAACAAUGAUUUUGAAACAAACGCAAAAGAUUGGGCCGAACCGGGAGUCGAACCCGGGACCUCUCGCACCCGAAGCGAGAAUCAUACCACUAGACCAUCCGGCCUCUGGACAUCGCUCCAGUGAAGCAUUUGUUAUGGCGGCCGUUUCGCCUGCCGUCACUGUCCCUAUCAUGCUUGAUUUACAAAGCCAAGGUUUAGGCACAAGAAAGGGGAUACCCACACUAGCGUUGGCUGCGGCUACUCUUGACAAUGUUUUUUGUAUCACCGCGUUCUCAGUGGCAUCUGCGAUUUUAUUUUCAACAGGUAUAAUAUCGUAAGG
Messenger RNA from Strongylus vulgaris, 584 nucleotides. Lineage: Eukaryota; Metazoa; Nematoda; Chromadorea; Rhabditida; Strongylidae. The record is from the annotation of a GenBank genome assembly.